This is a messenger RNA of Acaulospora colombiana, 546 nucleotides long. NCBI's taxonomy places the organism in Eukaryota, Fungi, Glomeromycota, Glomeromycetes, Diversisporales, Acaulosporaceae. The record is from the annotation of a GenBank genome assembly.
AUGCCAAAUAAGCUUCCCGAAUUAUACUUCUGCCCUAUACCUCCAAAGGAACUGUUCCCUCCAUCCUAUAAAGACCUUCCAAAAAACCUGAUUGGCUACUUCCCAGUAAGCAACAAUGUUGAUAACAUCAAAGAAGCUGUGCAAAUUUUGAGAAAUGAAUCCUAUGCUAUAAAAAAACUACCGGCAGACUAUAUCAUGAUCAAAAGAUCUCUCUCACCAGUACACUGGUACAGCGAAAAUUAUGGAAUUAUCCUCCCUAUUAACAAUCAAGACAAGAUCAAAGGUUUUAUUAGGCAAUUAAAAACUGAAUUCUUUUUCAAACUUCCAAUUGGACCUGACAACACUCCAACCUGGGACUUUAUGAAUAACGUCAUCAAAAACUCUCUUGACAAUUUCAUUCCAAAGCGAAAGUGCAUGACACCCACCCGUAACAUAGACUCUCUCAAACAUUACUCCAGUACCAUAAGAGCCACCAAGAGAGCAAUAAAUUCAUCAAAAAACAAUAAUAGUGAAGAUGUCUUCUCAAGACUUCCAGCUAUCGCCUAA